CAUAAACGCCAAAUUUUUCAGCUUCGCGUUCUUUCGUCUGUACAAAACAAUAGCUCAACAUUUGCAUAUAAGGUAGAAGAUUAAUAUUUCAUUCGUUUGCAAAUCUCAAGCGCACUCACUUGCGAAAUGGGUGUUCUCUUUACAAGCUUAUUUUUUCUACAAGCAAUCAUAUUUAUUUUUUGUAUAUACGGCUUAUACAGAAAAAGAAAAAAUGGAAUCUGCAAAUCUAAGAAACGACUAGACGGCAUGACCUGCCUGGUGACAGGGGGGACCAGCGGCAUUGGUUUGGAGAUCGCCAUAGACUUCGCAUCAAGAGGCGCGAGAGUGGUAGUAGCGUGUCCCUUUGAAGAAGAGGGAAUAAGUGCUGAGAAAAGGAUCAUCCAAGAGUCUGGGAACGACAACGUAGUCUUCAAAUUAUUGAAUUUGGCAUCUUUAAAAUCCGUGCGAAACUUUGCGGCGGACAUCAUAAAUACAGAACAACGUCUGGAUAUAUUGAUGAACAACGCCGGGAUCGCUAUGAGCAACACACCAUUGAGUGAAGAUGGCUUGUGUUUCACAAUGCAAGUCAAUUAUCUUGGUUCAUUCCUCCUGACUCUAUUACUCCUUCCGCUUCUGGAGAAAAGUGGGACACCGUCUACUCCAAGCAGGAUAGUGAAUACUUCUUCGGCAACACAUUACUUAGCAAGAUGGUUGGACGUGGAAAACUUGGGCGUGCCGAACGAUGCUUUUUGGGGCUUUUUGGGCCCGUUUGUUACGUACGGAAGGAGCAAGUUGUAUCUGGUGCUGUUCUCCCGGGAGCUGAAAAAGAGACUCAAGAGUUCAAAUGUCGUGAUCAAUUGCGUUGAUCCCGGUGAGGUGGGGACUGGGAUUUUCUUAAAUACCAGAUACCGCCUGUUGUUAAUUAGUUUUGCUUAUUGUUGGCUUUUCUCCAAGACGCCAUAUGAAGGUGCCCAGACGCCGUUGCACGCGGCCUUGGACGAGAAGGCCGGGCAAGCGAGCGGUCUGUACUACCGAGACUGCGCGCCCCGUGAAUCAUCAAAAGCUGCCUCCGACGAGGAGCUGAUGAGGAAGGUAUGGGAUAAAUCAGUGGCAUUAGUUAAGUUGAGUGAUGUGGAACUCGAAAAGAUAUUAAAAUAAUAGUGGAUGUAAGAAUUAACUAAACUUUGUUUGUGAGAGAUCUUUACAAUUAUGUUGCAAUAGGACAUUACGAAUUUAUACGAUACCAGACCUUGAUUUGGCGUUUCGUUUCAUCUCAUUUAUUCGUUCCAAAAACAUAGCUGUGAGACUGUAAUUGGCAAGAGUUAUACAGUGUGAGUCACGUUAAAGUGUACAUAUGAAAAUAGA
Messenger RNA from Ostrinia furnacalis (Asian corn borer), 1344 nucleotides. RefSeq names its product retinol dehydrogenase 11-like. The transcript has a single exon. The record is from RefSeq and is a predicted model, not a curated record. Lineage: Eukaryota; Metazoa; Arthropoda; Insecta; Lepidoptera; Crambidae. The coding region runs from base 127 to 1137 and encodes 336 amino acids.